Messenger RNA from Balaenoptera acutorostrata (minke whale), 4223 nucleotides. RefSeq names its product calmodulin 1 (gene CALM1). NCBI's taxonomy places the organism in Eukaryota, Metazoa, Chordata, Mammalia, Artiodactyla, Balaenopteridae. The coding region runs from base 215 to 664 and encodes 149 amino acids. The record is from RefSeq and is a predicted model, not a curated record. The transcript has 6 exons. Gene Ontology annotation, molecular function: calcium ion binding.
GCGCAGGCUCGCACUUCGGCAGUGGUGCUGGGAGCCUCGCGGACGCGGAGCCGUUACUCACAUUUGGGCGGCGGUGGCGGCAUAGCGCUCAGCGCUCACAGCGCCUUAGCAGCAGCAGCAGCAGCAGCAGUAGCAGAGGCACCCCUGCGGUCACAGCCCCGGCGCAGGUGCAGCCACCCUUGUUCUCUCUGCUCUUCCUCCCUUCGCUCGCACCAUGGCUGAUCAGCUGACCGAAGAACAGAUUGCUGAAUUCAAGGAAGCUUUCUCCCUAUUUGACAAAGAUGGCGACGGCACCAUCACAACAAAGGAGCUUGGAACCGUCAUGAGGUCACUGGGUCAGAACCCAACAGAAGCCGAAUUGCAGGAUAUGAUCAACGAAGUGGACGCUGAUGGUAAUGGCACCAUUGAUUUCCCAGAAUUUUUGACUAUGAUGGCUAGAAAAAUGAAAGAUACAGACAGUGAAGAAGAAAUCCGCGAGGCAUUCCGAGUCUUUGACAAGGAUGGCAAUGGUUACAUCAGUGCUGCAGAACUACGUCAUGUCAUGACAAACUUAGGAGAAAAACUAACAGAUGAAGAAGUAGAUGAAAUGAUCAGAGAAGCAGAUAUUGAUGGAGAUGGACAAGUCAACUACGAAGAAUUCGUACAGAUGAUGACUGCAAAAUGAAGACCUACUUUCAACUCCUUUUUUCCCCCUCUAGAAGAAUCAAAUUGAUCUUUUACUUACCUCUUGCAAAAAAAAAAAAAAAAAUUCAUUUACUCAUUCUGUUUCUAUAUAGCAAAACUGAAUGUCAAGAGUACCUUCUGUCCACACACACAAAAAAAUCUGCAUGUAUUGAUUGGUGGUCCUGUCCCCUAAAGAUCAAGCUACAUCAGUUUUCCGAUAUAAAUACUUGUCCUACCUUAAUGAUAAGGAAGCACUUAGUGGACACCUGGCAGGUCCGUCCGCUCAUGGUUAAUACACUGUUUGGGCUGGCCAGUUUUUCAUGCAUGCAGCUUGACAGUUGAGCACAGUCAGGCGUUUGUAUUAAAAACGAAAAACAAAAAAAAACAAAUUCAAAGCCUACUCAAAGGGGUUCUAGUUCAAUUUGUUACCAUAAAUUGUCAUAGCUGGUUUACUGAAGACAGACAUUUAAGAUCGGUUUACCUCAGGAUGCUGUGGAAGAUAAACUGUCCAGGCGUAGCCCCACUAGCAGGAUGGCCCUCUUGUAACUUCCCCGUGCCCCUACCUGUCGUGACCGUGACACACCCUGGUGGCAUGCCCACGUGUGUUGGUUUAGCAUUGUCUGCCUUGUGCUAGAGCGGAAUGGGUGUCAGGCUAUCACCAUUCAUACAAAUUUUUAAAAACAAACCUUUAUCAAGGGAGCAUCUUUGGACUCUCUGUUUUUAAAACCUUCUGAACCAUGACUUGGAGCCAGCAGAGUAGGCUGUGGCUGUGGACUUCAGCACAACCGUCAACAUUGCUGUUCAAGAAAUUACAAUUUACGUCCAUUCCAAGUUGUAAAUGCUAGUUUUUUUUUUUUUUUCCAAUAAAAAGACCAUUAACUUAAAGUGGUGUUAAAUGCUUUGUAAAGCUGAGAUCUAAACGGGGACAAGGCAGUUGGAGGGGAGGCAAGUGUACCUUUAAAUGCCCACAGCCCAGCAUUGGGUUUCCCUCCCUCCCUCCCUCCUGAAAUCCCAGCACCAACUGCUGAGCCUGAGACCUUGCCUAAAACCAAGCAGAUACCGAUUGCUUCAUCUUAUUUAUGGACAUGUAGGUCUACUUGUAUUUUCACUGGGGGGGGGGAGGGGGGAGAGUGAAUUAUGGUAACUUAAUGAUUAUUCAGGCAGUAGAGCUCUUAAUGAAGGAAAAAAACCACUUUCUCUCAAGCAUGUAUUUAGGGGUUCUUAUCAAUUGUGCUGCUGAUUACCUGUUUUAUGUAACUACUUGAGACCAUCUGUGCAAAAGACAUGAUUUAGUGUGUCUGUAAUUCAAUCUUCGCUGUGUGUGGUAGAAGCAGUCACUUUUCUAAGCCAGGCUCUUCAUGCCUAAAAGACACUACCAGUCACCUUUUGAUUCACAGUUUUUAAUUUAUGAUUAUACUUACCUUAGACUCCUUUUACUUUUUUUUUUUUUUUUUAGGUUGACUUGACUUUGCUUCCCCACCCCCCAAGUAGAACUACUGCUAGCUCCCAACUUGAAAGUAAAACUCCCAGCCCAGAGGGAAUUUUGUGUUUCUUUAUAAACCUGUAACCAAAACUCAGAGAUGCUGGUACUUUGCAGUGGGAUUGGUUUGCUUCAAAGCUCCCUAAAAGGCGUUUGGAUUUAGUGCAGAGCUCUUUUUGAAGUGAAGGCUGGAUGUGCAUUUUUCAGGGUGUUAACUUGGUUGUAUCUUAUUAGCGAGGAGAUCUGGGUUUUGAGUGUUUCUGUGAGAGGUUUUAAUUUGCCAGGGAACAGCGGCAGGCUGCUAGUGAGGCAGUGAGAAGCUCUUGGCAGCCAAAUGGGUGCCUUCGGGGCUGUUUUAUAGAGACCCUCAGCUUCUCCCUCUCCUACUCCUUGUCUCUCUGGCAUUUUGCAGCUCUUUAGCUUUCCCGCCAGAGGGGUGGGUCAGAGCCGUGGAGAGGAGCCUGGCCACCUGCCUUCGCCGCUGGUCCUUAGACUGGGUGGUUGGAAGAAGAGAGGUUGACGUCAUGCGCUGGGCUUGGCUUUCACAACUCCUUGAAUCUGGAUGGAACAUCUCAGAAUACCUUGGGGGUUUUCUUCUGGUGAGACAGGACUGGGGUUUCUCCUUCGAGUAAGUUAAUAACCUGGGUGUUUCUUGCAGGGAGGUCAAGUAGCCUGACUGUUGACCGACUCUCAGGCCUGUGGCCGGUGACCUCUUGGCAGUUUUAAAAAGGGUUGAGGGCGAUUUGGCUUGUUUUUCAGAAACUUUGCCUUCCAUCUUACCCUUUCACCAAGUUCUUUUCUAGAAGCUGGGUGGACUCCAUGUUAGUGGUCCCGCAGUCUUUCCUAAAAGACUACCCUUGAAACCAGAUUCUUGAAUGGCCAGGAUCCUGUACGGCAACCAGAAACCUUUCCCCCAGGGGAUGCUGAGUUCCACUUUGGUGCAGAGGGAACUCUUAGUCCACUGUAGCCUUUCUCUCUGGCCUUUGAGGGGGAUGACCAGCCCAGGGGUCGGGUGUUUGCAGUCUGCAGGGGUUUGUGAGAGGAAAUGGCUGGAUGAGGUGGCAGUACUGUGAAAGUUGGUCAGCACCUUCCUGUAAACUCUUGCCCCUACUUCUAACUGCUCUAUAAAUAUAUAUAUAUAGUGACUAGUUUAACUGGCAUCCCGCUGGAGCCUGAGACUUGCCAUAAAAAACUGCUGAGUCCUUGGCAUACACUUUCAUAGUUUUGUUCUCCAUCUGUUCGGGGUAGGUGUCGAGCAAGGCAAAUGUAUCUUGAUAUUUCAGAUGGGCUUUUGACGUACUGUUGCCAAGGAAGGUUUUUUUUCUGAUUUUUUGACAAACGAAUUUUUGCACACUUCAAAUUGGUGUCUUUCGGCAACCUAAAACACAUUGAAAAUUAGCUACUGUACAUAUUUUUAUAUUCUCUUUAUAAAUGCAUGUCUGACUGUACUUGUAACCAUAUUGUAACACGUGGCCGCCCAGUAGGCCUCGUGCUGCUGUGACCCCGUCGGAGUAGCAGCAUAUUAGCAGCCCCUCAGCAUACUGGGAACUUCUUCCUAAACAAAGAAUGUAAAUUUGGUCAAGUCUGCUCUUGGUUCAUUCAAUUAUUUUUAACAUUUGAAUUAAUUACUGUAUAUCCUAAAUACAUUUACCCUUUUGGCAGUGACUAGAUUCCACGAAUGUGUCUUAAUCUAUCCCUUCAGCUGGCGGUUACUAUUAUCUUUUUUGAUCCCUUGAAGUUACCCUGUAGGAGACAGAAAUUCUUUGCUGUCUGUAUUCCUCAGAGUGAGAAGGUAGUGGCAUGGGUGGAGUGUGUGUUCUUUCUCCAAAUCUAUUAUAAUGUUCAUUAAACAUGUCUGUAGCAAAGAUGGUGGUAGUUCUUUUGUUAACCGAAGUCACCCUUCACCGUGGCGAUUUGCAAAGGAGAUGUACUUGAACGUUUCUGUAAAUCGUGAGAUAAACUGUUUGGAGAUUUAACCACCUCUCUGAUGGGGGACCAACUCUAUGGAAAUUGUAAAUAAGUUCUAUUUAUAAACCUGGCACUGUAUUCAAUAAACAUUUCUGCAGCCUUUCAUCUCUAA